CCAUCUUUUUCAACCUCUCACUCAAGCUCACUACCCUCAAUUCUCUCUCUCUCUCUCUCUCUCUCUCUCUCUCUCUGUCUGUUCACAAUGUCGAUCGUUCGAUGGAGGCCUCUCCUCCACAACCCCCCUAUCGAAAACCGUAGAUUUCCUCCGAUCCGAUCCGAGCCCUCUCGCUCAAUCUCUACUCGCAGAUCCAUUAAAAAUUCUUCGAAAUUUUCAUUCAAGUCCUCUCAUCUCGAGCUCCUUCCGGUGAUCAGGGCCAAUUUGGCCCAAACGCCGCCCCUCUCUGAAGCUCCUGAUGCCGAGAUCUCCUUCACUGAAACGUUUCAAUUGAAGCGGACUCAAAGUGUUGAGGGCAAAGUUACGGUGAGAUUGCAUCAGCAAGAAGAACAGGGAUCGAAAUGGGAGUUGGUUGUGGGUUGUAAUUUAGAAGGGAAGUGGAUUUUGCACUGGGGAGUUACCUAUUGCGACGAUUCAGGGAGCGAAUGGGAUCAAGCUCCUCUUGAAAUGAGACCACCAGAUUCUGUCCCUUUCAAGGAUUAUGCAAUAGAAACACCAUUGAAGAAAUCUUCAUCUGUAUCAGGAGGGGAGAUUCUUUAUGAGCUGAAGAUUGAUGUCGAUGGAGGCAGCACUAUAGCAGCUAUUCAUUUUGUUUUGAAGGAAGAGGAAACAGGAGCAUGGUUUCAGCAUAAAGGUAGGGAUUUCAGAGUUCCAUUGACUAAUUUUCUUGAAGAAAAUGAUGACAAUAUCCUUGGAAGGAAGAACUUGAACGUUUGGCCAGGUAAAGCAGGAGCAUUAGGGCAGAUUUCUAGCUUGCUGCUUAAGCCAGAAGGUUCUCCUCCUGAAAAGGAGUUAGUCCAAAAUAGCAAGAUCACUGGAUUUUGUGAAGAAUAUACUAUCUUGAAAGAGGAGCAAGUCCAGAAUUCCAUGACUGUUACUGUAAAGAAAAGCAAUGAAGCAAAUAAGAACUUAUUACACUUUGACACUGAUAUACCUGGCAAUGUGGUCGUUCACUGGGGUGUUUGUAGAAAUAAUAAUAAGCAUUGGGAAGUUCCCUCCAAACCACAUCCUCCAUCUACCAAAAUUCUUCGGCGGAAGGCUCUACAGACAUUAUUACAGAGGUCCUUUGAAUUGCAGCCAAAAGCAGAUGUCAUUGGUAGUUGGGGAUUAUUCCCUGUGGAUAAGGAAUUUUCAGGUGUGCUUUUUGUGCUCAAGCUUAGUGAAUAUGCAUGGUUGAAUAAUUCGGGAACUGAUUUUUACAUCCCUAUCACAAGUGUGAGUAGCUCGCAACCUCAAAUCACCAGGGAUCAAGCUGCAAAUGAACAAUUAAGAAGUACAGAACUGCACGACAAUGUAGACAAAAUUACCUCAGAUGCUAGGAAUGAAUCUCCAGAAGUAAAUAUUGCUGAAGAAUUAGGAUCUACUUCACCCGUCAGUCCUGAAAAACCUGAGGCUACCCAAACUGGUCAUGCUGCAUUUACUGAUGAGAUUAUCAAUGAGAUAAGAAACUUAGUUACAGAUAUAUCUUCGGAGAGAGAUAAGGGAACAAAAAGUAAAGAAGCACAGGAGAAUAUCCUGCAAGAAAUUGAAAAGUUAGCUGCAGAAGCUUAUAGCAUUUUCAGAAGUUCUGCUCCAACGUUUGUGGAGGAAUCUGUUUCAGAUACUGACCAAUUAAAACCCACUGUACAAAUAUGUUCAGGAACAGGGUCAGGAUAUGAAAUUCUUUGCCAAGGAUUUAAUUGGGAAUCUCACAAAUCUGGAAGGUGGUAUUCUGAGCUUAAGUCAAAGGCUAGUGAGUUAUCCUCACUAGGUUUCACAACAAUAUGGUUGCCUCCCCCAACUGAAUCAGUAUCACCUGAAGGAUACAUGCCAAAGGAUUUAUAUAAUUUAAAUUCCAGGUACGGAAGUCUGGAGGAACUGAAGGACCUAGUGCAAAACUUUCAUGAUGUGGGCAUUAAAGUUCUCGGUGAUGUUGUCUUGAACCAUCGAUGUGCUCAUUAUAAAAAUAGCAACGGUAUCUGGAAUCUCUUUGGUGGUCAUUUAAAUUGGGAUGACCGUGCUGUUGUUGCUGAUGAUCCACAUUUUCAGGGAAAGGGAAAUAAAAGUAGUGGAGAUCAUUUCCAUGCUGCACCAAACAUUGACCACUCUCAAGAUUUUGUGAGGAAGGAUCUGAAAGAAUGGCUUUGCUGGUUGAGAAAAGAAGUUGGAUAUGAUGGUUGGAGAUUAGACUUUGUUCGAGGAUUCUGGGGUGGUUAUGUAAAAGACUACUUGGAAGCAAGUGAACCAUAUUUUGCUGUAGGGGAGUAUUGGGACUCUCUUAGUUAUACAUAUGGGGAAAUGGAUCAUAAUCAAGAUGCACACAGGCAGAGAAUAAUUGAUUGGAUAAAUGCAACAAAUGGAACAGCUGGUGCCUUUGAUGUCACUACUAAAGGAGUCCUUCAUACUGCUUUGGAAAAAUGCGAGUACUGGAGAUUAUCUGAUCAGAAACAAAAGCCACCGGGUGUUGUGGGUUGGUGGCCAUCUCGUGCGGUUACAUUCAUAGAGAAUCAUGACACUGGAUCUACCCAGGGUCACUGGAGAUUCCCAUCUGGUAAGGAAAUGCAAGGAUAUGCAUACAUCCUGACACACCCUGGCACACCAGCAGUUUUCUAUGAUCACAUAUUCUCUCACUACAAGCAAGAGAUCUCUAAACUAAUCUCAGUCAGGCAUCGAGCAAAGAUUCAUUGUAGGAGUGUGGUUAAGAUAAUGAAGGCAGAAAGAGAUGUUUACGCAGCUGAGGUCGGUGACAAGGUAGCAGUGAAGAUCGGACCUGGAUAUUAUGAACCAUCAGGUCCGAGGAAAUGGAACUUGGCUGCAGAGGGCAACGACUACAAAGUAUGGGAGGCAUUGUAAGCUAUAUGUACGACCAUCUCUAACCAAAUCACUAUUUGACCAUAAAUUGGAAGAUUUGCAUUAAAAUAUUAAUGUUGUAUAGAAAGGAGAAAAAUAAAGGAGGCAUUGGUUGAACCCCUAGACAACCAGAAAUGUCAAUAAGGCCUUCAAAAUAUCUAAGCAUCGGAGAAUGGGAUCGGUGGACGGCAUACGUAAAAACAGUGCUUUGGUGUAUGUAAAUUGUCAAUGUUAUUUUAUAUUAAACGGACGAACCAUAGUUUAUCAAACUGAUGCAUCACUGUACAAAUAGACGGUUAAAACUUAAAAGUAUUACGGUUAAUUAUGUUUUACA
Messenger RNA from Asparagus officinalis (garden asparagus), 3223 nucleotides. RefSeq names its product alpha-amylase 3, chloroplastic. Gene Ontology annotation, biological process: carbohydrate metabolic process. Lineage: Eukaryota; Viridiplantae; Streptophyta; Magnoliopsida; Asparagales; Asparagaceae. The record is from RefSeq and is a predicted model, not a curated record. Bases 88 to 2892 code for a protein of 934 amino acids. Gene Ontology annotation, molecular function: alpha-amylase activity; calcium ion binding. The transcript is spliced from 13 exons.